Messenger RNA from Prorocentrum cordatum, 309 nucleotides. The record is from the annotation of a GenBank genome assembly. NCBI's taxonomy places the organism in Eukaryota, Dinophyceae, Prorocentrales, Prorocentraceae.
AUGUGGGAGGCGAAGCUGGAGCCCAAUGUCAUCAGCUAUAGCGCUGGGAUCAGCGCGUGCGAGAAGGGCGAGCAGUGGCAGCGGGCGCUGGCGCUGCUGAGCGAGAUGUGGGAGGCGAAACUGGAGCCCAGUGUCAUCAGCUAUAGCGCUGGGAUCAGCGCGUGCGAGAAGGGCGAGCAGUGGCAGCGGGCGCUGGCGCUGCUGAGCGAGAUGCGGGAGGCGAAGCUGGAGCCCAACGUCUCAGCUACAGCGCCGGGAUCAGCGCGUGCGAAAAGGGCGGACAGUGGCAGCGGGCUCUGUCACUGCUGA